AUGGAAUCCUUUGCAGAGGCCAGGGGUCUUGAAAUUCGAUCCCCUGAGCGCAUCGGAGAUGCGGCGAUCACGUCUGGAUCGGAGCAGCUUGAGCUCGCAAGAACACGUCCAAGCCCUUCAGCUCCCCUGAGCGCUUUGUGGAAGGAAACCGCUCUACUGGAGGAUUUUCCUGAGGGUGAACUAGAUGAAUCACGCCAACCUCUUGAUCGCUCGAUGACCAACAGCUGGUCCAGACGCAUUGAGAGCGUUGGAACCGUCGAAUUGCUACAGACACUGGCCGCAAAUACUGCAGCGCCAUUCAUUCUAUGUAGCAGACUGGCUGGCGUGAUUGGGCCAAAGGGUGACGGGCCAUAUGGCCACAUUGUCAACGUCAGUGCUUUGGAAGGAAAGUUUUCGGUGAAAAACAAGAGCUCGGGCCACCCGCACACGAACAUGGCAAAAGCCGCCUUGAACAUGAUGACCCACACUGCAUGCAAGGACAUGUUUCGUCGACGCAUCUUGAUGAACUGUGUGGACACAGGAUGGGUCACAGAUAUGGCUCCUGAUGGUGUGGGCACCGUGGCUGCCACACAUGAAACUUGGAUUGGGCCCCCUUUGGAUGAAGAGGAUGGAGCAGCUCGGGUGCUGGAUCCUCUUUUUAGCCAUCUAAAGGAUCCCACGUGGCUUUUGCGCGGCAAGUUCUUCAAGAACUACUACGUGUGCGGCUGGUGACACGUUCACACCAGCCGGAUGGCAGUGGCAAUCCUGCCAGGAUGCAGCAAUCAUUUGCGCAAUCGUUUGCCUAAGAUCCUUUAGCAUACUGUCUAGCAGAUUGUCUAAGUAUGAUUAGGUCAUCGAGCAGUUUACCAAGCUUUUGCUUGAAAUUGCAGUAAGCCUUGGAAUCUGCAUUGCGCUCUAGCACAAAA
Messenger RNA from Cladocopium goreaui, 905 nucleotides. The record is from the annotation of a GenBank genome assembly. Lineage: Eukaryota; Dinophyceae; Suessiales; Symbiodiniaceae.